Aspergillus caelatus is the source of this 632-nucleotide messenger RNA. RefSeq lists its product as uncharacterized. The coding region runs from base 135 to 368 and encodes 77 amino acids. The transcript is spliced from 3 exons. Lineage: Eukaryota; Fungi; Ascomycota; Eurotiomycetes; Eurotiales; Aspergillaceae. The record is from RefSeq and is a predicted model, not a curated record.
GUUGCUUUUGCAUAUUAUUACAGAGUACUAUUCAAACAGUUAUUAUCUUAUUAUUUAUCGUGAUAUAUAAGAGGCAUCACCAUCAAAGUAUAACUGUUUAUCUAUCUGUCCACUUUCGUACUUGACAGUACAUCAUGGAUCUCGUCACUAAAUGGGGCCACCUCAGUAAGGAACAUAAAGAAAGGAACCGGAGAAAGUCUACCUCCUCCACCGAAGAAAAUAAGGGCGGCGAAGACCAUAAUGAUCAACGGGCGUUCAACUGGCUUCUGGGCAACUUCGGUCGCUCUCACAAUGAUCAUCCUGAUCGGAGAUCGAGUGGUGCGGGGAACAUGGCAACGGAUAUAGAUGAAUGGAGACGGAACCAGUAAGAAUUUGAAGAAGUCGCAGGAAGAGGCCCCUGAUUUGCGGCCUCAGGAAGGAAUCUCUGACAUGAAGUCCCAGGAAGGGGUCUCUGAUUUGCGGCAUCAGUGAGCACAGGUUGCAGUCUUUUUAUGGCGAUAUGAAUUUCUUUGUUCUUUGGGGGCUUUUCUGAUAUCUGGGGUAACUGGUUUUCAUUGUAUUAUACAUUUAUGAUAUUAGGAUGAUCGACGCUGUAGAUAAUGAUGGUUAUUUAACCUUAUAUUUUUAUUGGG